CCUUCUUCCUCAGCUCACUGCUCUCUGUUGCCAGCUCUCUCCCAGCACUAUGGCUUUCAGUGGCAAAUUCGAAUUUGAGAGUGAGAAGAAUUAUGAUGAGUUCAUGAAGCGCCUGGGUCUUCCAGGAGAUGUGAUUGAAAAGGGACGUAACUUCAAGAUCAUCACAGAGGUCCAGCAGGAUGGACAGGACUUCACCUGGACCCAGUCUUACGCUGGGGGCAACAUUAUGACCAACAAGUUCACCAUUGGCAAAGAAUGUGAAAUGCAGACCAUGGGGGGCAAGAAGUUCAAGGCCACUGUGAAGAUGGAGAAUGGGAAAGUGGUGGCAGAUUUCCCCAACUAUCACCAGACCUCAGAGAUCGUGGGUGACAAAUUGGUGGAGAUCUCCACCAUUGGGGGUGUGACCUAUGAGCGUGUAAGCAAGAGGCUGGCUUGAGCCACAAGGCUGGGCUCUGAGGGGCGGCAACCCACCAAUAAAAGUGCUCCAUGAAUGACCAUUUCU
This is a messenger RNA of Onychomys torridus (southern grasshopper mouse), 502 nucleotides long. It is a transcript of the gene Fabp6, whose product is annotated as fatty acid binding protein 6. The transcript has 4 exons. Gene Ontology annotation, cellular component: cytosol; nucleus. Gene Ontology annotation, molecular function: fatty acid binding. Gene Ontology annotation, biological process: fatty acid transport. The record is from RefSeq and is a predicted model, not a curated record. Lineage: Eukaryota; Metazoa; Chordata; Mammalia; Rodentia; Cricetidae. The coding region runs from base 50 to 436 and encodes 128 amino acids.